AUGAUUUCGUAUUCAGUAUGGCAGUUUAGAAUGUUGAAUCUAUUUUGGUUAAGAAUAGCGUGUUUUACUUUGCCUCAAGGCCCCGCAUCGGCAAUAACUGGUAAGUCAAAACUUUUAGCUAUAGAUUUGUUGUUUAAAUAACAAUUUUAUGUACUUUAACGUGUUGACUGUCAUCGUUUAAUUCAUCGUUAUUUUGGUAACAGCCAAAAAGGCAUUGCGAUACCUCAACUAGUAUUGAGCUCGUAUUGUUUUGCGGAUGGCAUAAACUAUCUCUUGUAUAAACUUUUUUUGAAACGCUUUUAGAGAACAUUGUUGGACAAUUGUUGGACUAUGAAAGCUUCGGCAUAAUAGGCAUGGAGCUAAACUAUCCACCGUUUAAGAUUUCACAUAAAGGAUGGAAAGUUCAUAAUAAAUUUGAUGAUUCGAUAAGGGAGGAUUGCUAUCAAAGAGCUUCAUUAAUAAUGAUAUUAUAAACUGUUUUGAUAUCAUCCUUGUACUAGAAGGGCGGGGUCCAUGGGUGUGGUGUCAGUCAUUUGAAAUUUGCGACUUUUGAGCUGUGCAAUUUUGUUGUUUUUUUUUUUAACACCUGUGGUUGCAGUUUUGUAGUAGCACUUCAAUGGUAGGGAAAGAAAAUUUCCAGAAGUACAAAAGUAAUUCCGCUUUCACGCCUCUGAGUAGGACCACUAUUGUAGUUCGAAAAAUAUCAGCAUCACGUUUAUUAUCAUGCGCAAAUGCUGAGAAAAACAUAUGAUGAUGGUGAUAAACAUGCACACAUAGCAAUGAUUGGAUAUGUUUACAUUGUUGAUGAUGAUUGUUGUUUGUUUUCUGCAAUACUUUAGGGCAACAAAGUUAAACGCCUUUUCGAUUUCGGAGGUGAAGUGAGAGCCUAAGUAUAUAUUGGGUAUUUCCGAUGAAAUCGAAGUUGCGACGAUCGUUUAUGAUGAAGCCACGAUCUUAGUGGUUAAAGCGAUGAUCUCAUACCCAUUUUAAUCAAGUUGCUCAUUUCUCUCGUUUCCGUUAUUGUCUUGGUUGCGCUGAGUUGCCUAGUUGGGUUACCAACCAAAAAAAUUUAUUCUUGAUAUGCGACGACGUCAUCUGAAAAAUCGACGAAAUGAUGGAAAUUGAUUUCCGCAGGUACCCAUACGUGCCAAACGUUCAAUUGAGAUGAGGCAUCAUGAUAAACUAAAAGUCGCGUGGGUAAAAAUGGGACCGGUCAUCCUCCUAAUUUGAUUUAACUGAGUCCAUGGGAUUUGCGACAAGAGCAUGUAAGGCUAAAUAAAUAACGCAGAAUGGCCUCUUAACUUUUGAGUUAUAUGGCACAGCGCCAAUUAACAAGCUUUAACAGGAGCAUACCUAGGGGAAAAAAACCUCUUUUCCUCAAAACGUUUCAUAACUUUCUAGAGAACCGUCUUUCAAAGAUGAAACUUAAGAAAUGGUAAACGUGCAGCGUGCAACCAUGGAGUUAUGGAUGCACACGGGAGGUUGCUAAGCACGAAAGAAGCGUAAGAGUCGUACGAGGCGAUAGCCGAAUGCGACUCUAGCUUCUUGAGUGCUUAGCAAACCUCCCAAGUGCAUCCAUAACUCCAUGGUUGCACAGCUGCAACGUUUACCAUUUCUUUCAUAACAUAAUCAAAAGAGAAAAACAUUAUUUUCCAUUUGCCUUCGGUUGAGUCAUCGGUCCGAGUUCAUGUAUGGUGACAUCUGCCCGCGCGUAAACAAAUCAUGUUCUAUGUUUUUCAAAAACUUGCCUUUGAGUUUUUCUUUCGCUGAAUCAACCGUUCUCCGUCCUCAGGUAAAUUGCAAAACGUUUUUCGUUGUUAUUCUGAAUGGCAUCUGUCUACUUGCUCUUAAUAUUAGGGUAAAAACUUUGAGGGAAAACUAUAGCUGCAACUAUAAACACCAACUAAAAGGACUCUAAAAAAUAAGCUAAAACUAAAUAAAUGAAAUAAUUAUCAAGCUUAUUUAUGUGACAAUUUUUGAAAUAAACGCAAAGUAGAAAUGAGAAAAUUUGACUGUAAUUCCUUUAGAAUAACAGGUAACACUAAUUUUAAAAAGAAAUUAACUAGCUUUGUAUCGAAAUCUGUCUGGGGAAAUCCAGCUAUGAAAGUGAAAGUUGAAACUGAAAUUCGCCGACACACAGCCGGCGCUGAAGCUGUUGUUUUUCGACCGUUCUCCGAACGACUGUUAUGAAUGAACACUGAGGAACAAAAUAAUACACACAGAAGUUAUUUUUUGAAAAAUUUAUUUGAAAACCCAAAUGUUUCUGUACUCAAAUGAAAUUCGCUUAUUCCAGCGUUAUGUGCCCGUUUAAACUCAACUAAAAUUUUUAAUCGAUGCGAUGAAAACUUCACAACAAAGCUGUCUCGAAUUUGAGCGUGUUUCCUAAAAUAUUUGCUUGAAUUUAGCAUCAGCUUGACCAAAAAGUCAAUAACACAAUGCUAAUUGAUAAUUUUCCUUUCCAAACAGACUUUCUCUUCUAUAAAAAACACACAAAAUGUACCUUAAAUCUUCGCUCGCUCGAUUUUCCUUCAGCAGAUUUUAGCCGCGAGGAAAACAGUGAUUCAUUCAUCCAGGGCAAAUUUGUCGCUUGAUCUUUUGUCUUUUUUCCUUCAAAACGACAGCUUAGUAUUUUCUUCAACUUCCACUUUUCAUCUGUGCAUUUCAUCGGUGUAUUUUACCGUCAGGAGAGGAGAUUUGUUGAAUUUGCCUAAAUUUUACCGCGCUAGCUCAGUUUCUUAGCGUGCACCCACGGGAAAAUGGUAGUGGCUGACUGACCAAUCAGAGCGCGCGAUUUAGUUUUGUUAUGUUAUAAUUCUAGUUUCCGUCAGUCCACGUCAGUGUUGUAUGAAUGUUCAUGUUUUUUCAGAUACAGAAAGUCAGACAAUAGAGGAAGGAGGCAAUGUCAGCCUUACUUGUGGAGACCGAAACCACUCUUCCAGUACCGUAUUGUCCUGGAGCAAAGACGGCGAAGAUGUGCUUGUUAACAUUACCUCUUUUAAUCAGUCCAUGCUAGUGUUGUCUAAUCUUGAGAGAAAUGGCAGUGGCUUGUACGUUUGUACAGCUAACUCGUCUGUGGUAUUGAGAAGAGUAAGGCUCACUGUCAUGAAAGGUAAGAAGUGAAAACAGUAACCCCAAAAGAUUUGAGCACUGUUCUCUUUCAAGGACACACGCGUCUCUUCACACAACUUGACCGGAUUAUGAUACUGAACUACUUGUAACUGGGAUUAACGAUAAUGAAUUACUCGUAACCGGGGUUAACGAUUCGGUAAGGUAGUGUAAUGCAUGCUCAAUAUUGGGGAGACCACUCUAAUUGCUAAAAAACGAUCGACCUUCCUAAGUUAUUGGAUAUGGCUUCAGUUUCCUCAGUGUUAUAUUAUAGGCUAUAUAAGAACCUUGAAAGGAAUCCCUGAAAUGCAAUUUGUUCUGCCAAAUUCUGAAUAAGUCGGACUAUAAAGGGAAUUCAUCAGAAUGGCCGGUCUAAGGAAGGGAAUUUUGAGUAAACAGACGAAAGGUAAGCAACGGCGGGGUAGAAGACUCUAGCGGUGAGAAAUGAAAGGUUAUAUUAUUUUGUUAGGUGGGGAAAAUAUCAACUAAUAUGGUAAUAUGUGACUAUACCAAGGUAACAAAGUCGUUUCAUUUUAGGCUAGCAGAUAACAUAGGCGCAUAUUAAUGAAUUAUUAUUUUUGUUUUAAUUUGUUUAUGUGGCAGGAUACGGGACGGCGCUGCCUAUUUCCCAAUUAAUUUAGUUGCCCAUUGGUAACCAAGCCUUAUAAAAAGUGUUAUAAAAAUGGUAGCGACCGUUUACGAAAGGGACUACUAGGUCGGCGUUACUCACAGGUCUCCACUGAGUCACUUGUGUCCAGAAAUGCAUAUAACUCGCACAUGCAGAACUUCAUAUUAGACGUAAUAAAGUGUAAUUCCAUACAACGCCAUUUCUCUUUAGGGUUAGGGCCAUGAGGAAACCUGGUGAUGUCCAUCAUAAAAAGCAUGAAUAUCGUAAGUGUACAUUUAAAUACAGUGAAACCCCGCCUCACGGGCACCUCGUUAUUACGGCUACUUUUUUUGGCUGCCUGGCAAAACGGCCAUACUGUAAAAAAAACCCUCGUUAAUACGGUCACCUCUUAAUACGGCCAAAUUUGUUUGGCCCAUUGGUGACCGUAUUAACGGGGUUCCACGGUAGAACCUAUUAUUCACCAUACCCGCCAUCUUUGAACGCGCUUAAAGAACUGAGGGGAUAAAAGCAAAACUUGACCGUGAUUACUCCUAUUGGCAAAUUUUAAUACAUGUUUGCCCUCUGAGAAACCACGUGAAAUUGCUCUUUUCCCAUCCAUACUGAAGCGCCUGCAAAGAUGGUGGGCAUCAAGAAUAAUAAGGUCUAUUCUGGUCAUAACUUGAUCAACGUUAGUUUCAAUUUUUAGAUGUAACACCAGUACAAGAGGAAACAGCCACACCACAGAAAGGACUGACACGAGUGGAUAUCAUUGCUAUUAUCCUUGGGCUUGCCCUUACCGCCUUCCUAGUUGUCUCAAUAUUACUGUUGCUGUAUCGAGCAGAAAAGCGUCGCAAAAAGACGAAAUACGUGGAUAGGUGGCAAGUUGAUAUACAAACAAAUGUGAGUAGAGACUACUAGAGACCAGAGAAGAAAAACAAACCACAAAUUCAGAAAUUCGGAAAUGCAGUACCUAACCCUCCCAAGGGCGCCAGAAAUUUUAACUAGUGUAAAGUACUAGACAAAAAUUUUAACCUCAAGGGUGAAAAUGUAGCCAAAUAGCUUUAACUGGUUUAAAUUAGACCAACCUCUGAAUCAGCAAGAAGCCCAAGCUACCAAACUACACAGUAUUGCUCGGUAUCACCGUAUGGCUAUACUUCCACGAUGAUAAAAGGAGGCUAAAGCACGACUCUGACGACAACGGAAAAGUCAAAAAGCAAUAGGUUUAAAAGGGCAUCACAAUCUUUUCUACUACAAAUGUCUUUGCCGUCACUGCUUGGCUACGACAGGAAACUUCCUAAUAUUUCAUGUUUUGUAGGGGACUACUCUCAAUUAAUUAAGACGACGCCUCUUCUCUUUCUGAAGUCAGUUAAAAGGAAAAUAUCGGCUAAAAUUGACAAAUUGAAGCCGAAUUAUUGUUUCAAAUUUUUGAAGAAAUGUUUGUAAGUGCUAUCGUUUUCGUAGUGUUAAAUCAGAACCUCGACGACGGCAACUAAAGAGAGAGCUCCUGCGAAGUUACUAUACCGUAAAUGAUCGAUUGAGCGCCGCGGCACUAAUUUCAUUUUCCCUAUUAAAGGUGCGGCGCUUAUUCGAGAACGGCGCUUAGUUCAUCUACUGGUAAAACACUGGGGGCAAAAAAGAGAGAAUUACUUGAGGCGCCUACUAGGUAUGCACAAUUUAAUAUAAAAUGAUUUCGAAUGAAAUACAAGAGGUAUCAUGAACACAGUUUCUCGGUCUCAGUGAAAGUAUUGCUGCUCAAAUAUUAGAGGUAACAUGAACACAGUUUCUCAGUCUCUUUGUGAAACAAAGGUGGGGCGUUUAUUUGUGAAUACCCAAAUUAGCCUCGCGUCGCUUAUUAAUUAUUUUCGGUAAAUGAGCGGUGCUAAUUCGAGAGCAGUGCUUAUUCGAGUAGCGGCGCUUAAUCGAUCAUUUACGGUAAACACAUCACUUAGUGUUCCUCUAGAUUAACUUGUUUUCGUAAAACACUCUUCAGGAAAACAUGUCGGUAGGAGAAGAACCUACAAGAAUCCCGCCAUCUCGUCGUGCUUUCUUCAUGAGGACUGGGCGAGAGCUAAACAGACCACCACCGCCUUACAGAAAACCAACGAGUCAAGUCACCGACAGAUAUGGCACAAAAUAUGGAGUUGACGAGAAUGCAAACGAAAACAACAACGAUAGAAUCUUGCAGUGGCGAUUUACAGCUUAUUUGUAA
This is a messenger RNA of Porites evermanni, 5921 nucleotides long. NCBI's taxonomy places the organism in Eukaryota, Metazoa, Cnidaria, Anthozoa, Scleractinia, Poritidae. The record is from the annotation of a GenBank genome assembly.